Anopheles coustani is the source of this 3360-nucleotide messenger RNA. It is a transcript of the gene pain, whose product is annotated as transient receptor potential cation channel protein painless. NCBI's taxonomy places the organism in Eukaryota, Metazoa, Arthropoda, Insecta, Diptera, Culicidae. The record is from RefSeq and is a predicted model, not a curated record. Gene Ontology annotation, cellular component: membrane. Bases 1 to 2766 code for a protein of 921 amino acids. Gene Ontology annotation, biological process: monoatomic ion transport; transmembrane transport. Gene Ontology annotation, molecular function: monoatomic ion channel activity. The transcript is spliced from 6 exons.
AUGGCAUCACAAAAAUUCCUACAUCUGAGCCUAACCAGCCCGCAGCUUGCACUGAGGGCGAGCUUCGAGGCGCACGAGCUAACGGAGUUCCGGCGCGCGCUCCGGAAUGGGGCCGGCGUGAAUGUGCGCGAUCGGGAUGCCACGUACUCCAUCUUCGAGCAGGCUUGCCGUACACCCGGAAAGAAAGAUUUCAUCAAGGCUUGCAUCUACCAUGGAGCCCUUGUGGCGGAGGAAAAUCCCGUAUCCAAAGAGUAUCCGAUACACAUUGCGGCUUUGUCGUUCGAUAGCGAAAAUCUCUCAGUGCUGCUCGAAACCGACCGGCUGUACGUGGACCAAAAGUACGAAGAUCGGACGGCGCUGUAUUUGCUCUGCGAGCAAAUAUCAGCUGAUAACUGGCAGUCGGUGUUCGAGUGCCUAAAGCUACUGCUAAAGUAUCAGGCCAACAUAAACGCAACCAAUGAGGCAAAUGUGUCGCCGAUAGCACUGCUGGCGAGCGGUAGUGACCCGUGGCGAAGGACCGUCGUCGAGUACUGCCUGAACAACUACAGCGUGAACGUUGAUUUAAGGCGCGGCCAGGCCCGGAAGGCGAUCGAGAAAAACUUUCCCAACCUGCACAUCCCGGCGUACGACAUGGAGACGGUGACGGUGGAGAUCCUGCGCAGCAGACUAUCCGCCGGGACGGAGGAUGGAUUUCUCGAGGAGUACGAAAAGUUUUGCACCCAAAGUGGCGAGCAAGGUAUGCGGGAGGACGAUCGCAAAGAAUUGCUUGCGGUGGCCGUGCACCGUGCCAAACUGCAGGCGGCAAAGAAGUUGGUAGAGACGCAGCUGGAGGGAGGAAAAUUCAUCGGACCUUCGAAGCUACUGUCGGGGCUGCUGGCAAACUGCUGCAUACGGGGUAAUGUCCGUGUGCUGGAGUGGUUGCUGGAGAUCAUUCCGGCGCAUGCGGUAGCGUUAGUAAACGAAGAUCCGCUCCUUUCGAUGCUCGUGAAAGAGAUCGAUGUGUACAAGGAUAAAAACAAGUGCCCGUUCUUCCGCAGCAUGGGCAUCUUGCUGAACGACCCACGGAUCGAGAUCGACAAAAUCGACGUCAAACAGUUCUCGGCGCUGCACUACGCGGUUAAGUUUAAGAUCGAUCACGCACAGGAACUGCUACUCGCCAAGGGCGCCUACGUCGGUGGGGAAGAUUUGUACGGCGAGCUACCGAUAAGCGACAUGGAUCCGUUCCUGCUCGAGAAACAUCUGGACUCGUGCGUGUCGAGUAACGAGCGGAAACCUGGCGAUGAAGACUACGAGCUGAAGUUCGACUUUUCAAACUUUGUCCCACCGAAGCACAAGCCGAACGCUAGCGAACCGGUGGGAAAAUCUGUCAGCGCACUCCCGUACGAAGACGAAAUGUUACCGAUCGUGCGGAUGGCACAAUCGUCGGACAACAAGCGUUUGCUGCGCCAUCCCGUCAUAUCGAGCAUUUUGCUGAUGAAAUGGUACAAGUUGAGCAUUUUCUUCUACCUGAAUCUGCUGGUUUGCACCAUAUUCUUCGUAUCGUUCAUCUUCUUCGUAGUGUUCUGCUAUGGGCGGGAUGAUGCCCCGUUCAAGGUACUAUUUCGCGGGCUAUCGCUAGUCGGACUGGUGUACCUUAUUCUGCGCGAGCUGAUACAAUUCCUACUGAACAUGCGCGUGUACGUGCGAUCGGCCGAAAACUACAUGGAGCUGCUGCUAAUUUUCGCCUCCAGCACGGUGCUAAUUUAUGAGUUUGGCACCGAAACCCGGCGCGUCGCGUCUGCCUGUGUGAUUUUGCUGUCGGCAUUGGAGUUUACACUGCUCGUCGGCACCCUGCCCGUGCUCUCCAUCUCAACGCACAUGGUCAUGCUGAAAACAGUGUCAAAAAACUUCCUCAAGUGCCUGGUGCUGUACUCGAUCAUUUUGCUUUCGUUUGCAUUCAGUUUCUACACCCUGUUCCGGGUGAGCGACAACGGGAAUGCAACGGCUACCGGCGCCCCAACAACCCAGGACAAGGCGGACGAUGGCGAAGACGAUCAGUUUAAUCAGUUCGGCGAGAUCCCGCUGGCCCUGAUGAAGACGGCCGUGAUGUUGACCGGCGAAUUUGAAGCCGCAAACAUUAAGUUCCAGCAGUCGAGCUUGAGUUACAUCAUAUUUGCGCUCUUUCUGUUCUUCGUGUCGAUUGUUUUAUUCAAUCUGAUGAACGGUUUGGCCGUGAGCGACACAACGACCAUUAAAGCCGAAUCUGAGCUCAUCGGUAUUGUUCAGAAAGUGUUUGUCAUCUACAAGUAUGAAAACGCGCUGAAAACAUCCAAACCGAUAAGGUUUAUUAUGGACUGGUUGUCGUGCCUGUUCUCUUCCAAUAGCUUGCAGCUCUUCCCAAACCUCGUACCGCUGAAGUACAUAACCAUCAAACCGAACCAGUCUAACGCCAUCCUGAUCAAGUCAUUGGUGGAGCGACAGGCAAGCAACAACCUGGAGAAAGGAGAUGUAGAAUUGGGCAAAUACUCGGAAGCUGAGCGUUUACUAUAUCGAACCGACAAGUUCGGCAACGAGUGCUGCAUAAUGCCGUGCUUGAGGUACAACAUGGAUGGGAAGAUUGUAAAAUAUGCUCUGGAAAUUUUACACUCCCGACAGGAAAACGUUGGCUCGAUCGAGUACAGGGUUUCGCGUAUAGAACAGAACAUCGAUCGGUUGUUGCAGGAGCAAAUUGAGAUGAGAAAGAUAAUGCAGGGUAUUGCGGAAGUGCUGCAGAAAGCGAAAAUGUGACAUAACAGGUACGAUAUCGGCGACACAGCAUUUAUGUUUGUACAUUGUUGACCCUACUCAUAAUGGAAUAUGUACUUCCGUGCCGUUGAAACUUUGGUUGAUACACGCUUCUCGCCUCUUCCAUACAUCACGAUUAACGGGUAAACAAUUCGAAAGCACGCACAAAUGAACAAACCAAAGGAAAUGAUCCAGGGCAUUAACAUACCUUCUUGUUCGGGUGCCUAACGGUUGUAUACUUUUGUUAUACUUUUCUGACAGAAUCUCACACGAUAUCGAAUAUCCGGUUUAACAAUUGUCCACGAUUCUCACAGAGUUGCAGCUAACCAUACAAUUAUUUAUUAUCGCUAUAACUUAACUAGUGCGCACUGGUUUUUGAUAAUCAUUUGUUUCAACUAUUUCAUCAUUACGACCAAACAUACAUACACCAAGAUGAUAGUGCUAUCACGAAAUGUGCUUUUAAAGUACGCUGGGUUGUGAAGAGAAUCUCGGAUCAAUUACUUUUCGAAUUUUGUAUUAACUCAAAACUCAAUGUUAUUUGUAAUAAAUGUUAGAAAAAAUGCACUAAUAAAAAGUGUCAUUACGUUGUAAGUUUGU